AUGUCAGAGAACAAAGCCGCAUACCUCGUUGCCGUCAAUACCCCCCUUGAGCUCAAAUCGGCUCCAUAUCCAGAGCCCGAAGACGGCCAAGUCAUAGUAAAGAACCAUGCGGUCGCCCUCAACCCCGUCGACUGUGCCCAGCAGAAACUCGGCACUUACUUUCCAUGGCUCAAGUUCCCAGCUAUACUUGGUUCUGAUGUCUCCGGACAAGUUGUAGCCCUUGGCUCUGGUAUCACCAAGUUCAAAAUUGGUGAUCGGGUCACCGGCUCUACCAUGGGGAGCUUUCAGGAGUACGUUCCUGUAAAAGAAUACUCUUGCGCCAAGAUCCCGGACAAUAUCAGCUACGAAAAAGCAGCUACGCUUCCUCUAUGCUUGAGUGUUGCUGUCAAGGCUUUGUUUCAUCCGGAAUACUUGGCGCUCGAUCUUCCUGCCCCUGAUACCGAGGCCAACGGCAAAGUCAUUCUCAUCUGGGGUGGAUCGACCAGUGUUGGGUGCAACACCAUUCAGCUUGCCAAAGCAGCUGGGUUCGAAGUCAUAACCACUGCAUCACCCAGAAACUUUGACUACCUCAAGAAACUGGGUUCCAGCCAAGUCUUUGACUACAACUCGACCUCAAUCAAGCAAGACCUUCUCGCCGCUGUCCAUGGAAAGACAGUCGCUGGCUGUAUCGCAAAUGGAGGCCUUGAUCCCUCUCAAUAUGCUCCAAUCGUCGAAGCUUGUGCGGCUGUCGCUCUAAGCUCGCCGGAUAAUUGCAAACUGGUUCCUUUGACGAUGGUACCUCGCUUCCCGUUACCAGAAGGCGUCGAAACGAAGUUUGUCGUGCCACUAUCAACCAACAAGGAUCUCUCUUCAAAGAUCUUCAAUGAUUAUAUUUCGGAUGAGUUGGCAAGUGGUAACUUCAUAGCGGCGCCAGAGGCAAAGGUUGUUGGACACGGGCUUAGUUCUCUUCAGGCUGCUAUGGAUAUUCUUAAUGCUGGAGUAUCUGCGACCAAAAUUGUAGUUACGAUGUAA
Molecule: messenger RNA, 1011 nt
Organism: Fusarium graminearum PH-1
Lineage: Eukaryota; Fungi; Ascomycota; Sordariomycetes; Hypocreales; Nectriaceae
Exons: 1
Coding region: 1-1011 (336 amino acids)
Molecular function (GO): oxidoreductase activity, acting on NAD(P)H
Source: RefSeq, a predicted model, not a curated record